Messenger RNA from Eriocheir sinensis (Chinese mitten crab), 2496 nucleotides. RefSeq names its product carboxypeptidase B-like. Bases 107 to 1339 code for a protein of 410 amino acids. The record is from RefSeq and is a predicted model, not a curated record. Gene Ontology annotation, molecular function: zinc ion binding; metallocarboxypeptidase activity. Lineage: Eukaryota; Metazoa; Arthropoda; Malacostraca; Decapoda; Varunidae. The transcript is spliced from 10 exons. Gene Ontology annotation, biological process: proteolysis.
ACCUGAGAGAGGCCCCACCUGUCGCAAUGAGUGGAAAACACCCAGGCCGCGAAGCAACGGGGCGGGUACAAAAGGAGAGUGUGGGGGCAGAGUGAACCACUCCACCAUGAAGACUCUGUUCGUGUUGGCGCUAGUGGUGGCCGCGGCCGCCGCCAGGGACCUCAAUGGGGCCAAGGUGCUGAGGGUGGUGCCACAGACCGAGACGCAGCUGCGCUUCCUCGUGCAGCUGCUCCAGGGCGGCGACUAUGACUUCUGGAGCGAGCCGCGCGGCGUGGGUGCCCCUGUGGACGUGAUGGUCACCGCCCAGCAGCUGCCCAAGUUGGCCGCCCACUUCAACCGUAGCGGCCUGAAGGCUGAGCUGCGCCUUGGGGACGUUGGCCGCCUGGUGGAGGAGCAGAAGAAGGAGAGGAGCAACGGCCGGGCCAUGGACUGGACCUCGUACCACACCUACGACGAGAUCAACGACUGGCUCGCCUCCCUGGUCUCCACUUAUCCCACACUCUGCAGCAUCGAAGCCGUGGGCACCUCCUACGAGGGUCGCACCAUGAACCUGCUCACCAUCGGCAAGGGCGGCGCCGACAAGCCCGGAAUCUUCAUCGACGGAGGCAUCCACGCGCGUGAGUGGAUCUCCCCCGCCACCGUCACCUUCAUGGUCAACGAACUGGUCACCAACAGCGCGACCUACGAUGACAUUCUCUCCAACGUCAACUUUUACGUUAUGCCGGCCAUCAACCCCGACGGAUACGCCUACACCUUCUCCGACGAUCGUUUAUGGCGAAAGACCCGCUCCCCCACCGACUCCGCGCUGGGCUGCGUGGGAGCUGACCCCAACAGGAACUGGGACCACCACUGGAUGGAGGUCGGCGCGUCCAGCAGCCCCUGCGCUGAAACGUACGCCGGGCCCACGCCAUUCUCAGAGGUCGAGAUGCAGGUUGUGAGGGACCAGAUCAACCGGUACGCCUCCACCGUCAAGGCCUACCUCACCUUCCACUCCUACUCCCAGCUGUGGAUGUACCCCUGGGGCUACACCUCCGCCCUCCCCGACGACUGGCAGGACCUGGAUAACCUCGCCCAGGAUGCCGUCUCUGCCCUCACCGCUGUCUACGGCACCACGUACGAGAUUGGGUCCUCCACCAACACCAUCUACGCUGCCGCCGGAGGUUCAGACGACUGGGCCAAGGGCGUGGCUGGAGUCAAGUACGCCUACACGAUUGAGCUCCGCGACACCGGCAACUUCGGGUUCCUGCUCCCCGCCAGCCAGAUCAUUCCCUCGGGUGAGGAGACCUUCCAGGGCCUCCUCGUCGUGGCCAACUUCAUCAAGGACACGUACAGCAAGUAAGAAGGACGAAGAACGUACGUGGCGGUGAAGAGAACAUGAAGAAAGAGAACUGUAGGAAGGUUAAACACACAAGAAUGAGAACGAGUAAGAACAGAAGGCGGUGGAAUGAAAACGACAACAAAAAUGAAGAAACAAGGAAAAGGUCACCAAUACAGAGUUAACAUACAAUAAAGACCUGAAAACAUCAUAAAAAUCCUUCAAUUCACUCCAUGGCAAGACUCCAUUAACGCUACACAGACGCCGCUACUGGGUAACAAAAAUGAAGAAACAAGGAAAAGGUCACCAAUACAGAGUUAACACACACAAUAAAGACCUGAAAACAUUAUAAAAAGCCUUCAACUCACUCCAUGGCAAGACUCCCAUCAGCGCUACUGGGCAACAAGGAUGAAGAAACAAGGAAAAGAUCACCAAAACAGAGUAAAAACCCACAAUAAAAACCAUGAGACAUAUUAAAAAGCCUUGAAUUCACCCAAUAGCAAAUCUCCAUCAGCUCUAGGGCAAAGCAGAGAUAGAAAACCGAAGAAAAGGUCACCAAAUAAGAGUAAACAAAUAUAGCAAAGACCUAAAAACAUCGUGAAAAGACCCGCACUUACUCCAUUGCAAGACUCCAUCAGCUCUAGGGCAAAGCAGAGAUAGAAAACCGAAGAAAAGGUCACCAAAUAAGAGUAAACAAAUAUAGCAAAGACCUAAAAACAUAGUGAAAAGCCUUGUACUUACCCCAUAGCAAGACUCCAUCAGCUCUAGGGCAAAGCAGACAGAAAAAACGAAGAAAAGGUCACCAAAUAAGAGUAAACAAAUAUAGCAAAGACCUAAAAACCUCAUGAAAAGACUCGUACUUACCCCAUAGCAAGGUCCCAUCAGCUCUGCGCGUCCUUAUAACAUCCUUGACCACUUGGGAAGCAUCAUAGGACACCCCAAACCACCACCACCACCACCAAAGGAUAACACCACCUCCUACUGUCCUACACCGCCACCUCCAGAUCUGCGCCAGCUGUUGUCUCGAGUUUGUGCUUCGAAGCUUCAAAACAAAAGAGCAACGCCGCAAAGAAAUUUCAAGAUCCCUCAAGACCUAAGCAAUCAGUUUAUUUUUAUUACCUGCUUCAUUUUUUUUCUUAUAGGGGGAGAAAAUAUCAAUAAAACUCACGCAGACUGGCUAA